CGACCUAUAACAUCAUCAACGCAAUCAACGGCAACCUCCAAGUACCAUCAAAGCCACGACUCAACCGCCGAGUAUCGAACCCUAAUCAAUUUUUAUCCUGAUGACGAUUGCGAACAACCGUCAAAAUGGUUUAUGAUUGGGAUGAUAAGGAAGAGUUAUGCUAUCGCAUGUAUAUUGAUGAGAAAAAAUCAUUGGAAGAAAUUAUGGAAUUUAUGAAAGAAACCAUGUCCUUUAAUCCAUCGUAAGUCUAUAUCCUGUUUGAACUGCACUGCACUGUCCUGCGCUGCAAGCUAUAGUAUACUAUAGCAGCUAUAGCAUCAUGCAUCAUAUAUCGAUAUGCACACCCGUACCACUCGCACUGACAAUGACCCUGAUAAGCAAACGUGCAUUUCAAACCCAAUUCAAAAAAUGGGAAUUCCCCUCGAAACAGAACCCUGCACAUAGGAAUGAGCCACUCGUUCAGCGCGUCAAGGAGCUAUGGGACAUCAAUACCUCACAGCGAGAAAUGCUUCGCAUUCUCAACGAGGAGGGAUUCGAGAUCAAGGAGCGUGAACUCAUGCGCGUCAGGGCGAAGAAUCGCUGGCUGUUGCGAGUACCUAAUGGGAACAAAUCAAAGAAGCUGAUGGAUCAAGAUGUAGAAAAUCAAUUACAACAGGCAUUUUACAACAAUGGACAAUUACUAGAAGGAGAACAGCAGAUGGAAGGACAAAUGGAAGAUUUACCACCAACUUCAUCCACUCCCAAGAACAACUCUAGAGCUGAAUCCCCACCACUUAGUCCAGAGGUCAUGGCAAAAAGACAAGAACGUUACGCUAAGUUACAAGCUGAAUCUGCAGAAAGAUGGGCCGCUCGCAAACGUCGUCGUCGCACCCGUGGCUGGGCUGGUCUCCCGGCAGAUCCUCCAGGACCCCCUCGAUUUCCUUCUGAAACAACUAUCGAUGAGAGCAAGUCUUUCUUGAGUCUUGAUAAUCGUCUAUAUCGUGAUAUAAGGGAAAGAUUCCAACGCAUAUGCGAAGAAGCAGGUAUCAUUAAGAAGACCAUCGCUGGACCCGAGCGUUGGGAAGCUGCAAAGGAUAGACUCAUACAAGAGAGUGAACAUCUACAAUCAGUUUUCUGGAAUAACGAUGAUAAUCUGGACCCAAAGAAGCUAGCUCUCGACGUUGUUUGUGGGGACGUAACAAAGCGAAUGCGAACCUUGCAGCGUCGUAUGACUAUCGCCGAAGCCAAGAAUGCUCUAGGAGUAAACCCCGAGGAGUCCAGACAACUUCGUAAUGCUUUCUACCAGACUUUGAAAGCUGACCAUUUCACCAGUAAGCUUGAAGCUGGUGAAGAACAUUGGCAGGAGCUCAAGGCAUCCUGGAUUAAUGGAUCGGAGCUAUUGCAGAAUCUACUUGCGCCUGGAGAGGCUGAUCCUCAGCAUGGCCAAAAAGUAAAGGCGAUGGAGGUUCUAUGCCGAGACGUCAUGAAGCGUCUUCGUGAUGAUCAGACUAAACGUGAUCCAACAAGGAGAAAGAAGUUUGAUAGUACUUUCCAACCUGGUCAAACUAUGGAACAAUUCCACCACAAUCAAGAAGGAGCGCCAAAUUUCCAACCAGAUCCACAGGAAGCACUUAUUCAAACUGCAGCUCAUGCUCAUGCUCACUCGCAGAACCAAGCUCAGUCUCACAUGCAAGCGCAAGAAUCUCAUAUGCAAGCACAAGCUCGUCAGGCUCAGGCUCAGGCUCAAGCCCACGCACAUGCGCAAUCCCAAGCUCAAGCACAGGUCCAACCACAACCCCAGGCUCAUACACCUGUUAUGGUUAAUCACGGUGAUAUUCAGAAUCAUGGUGACAUGCAGAUUGAUCCAUCUCUACUUCUUGCCGCUGCUAAUGAUCCUGGUUUGAUGAAUCGAAGUAUGCAAAACCAAUUUGCGCAUCCCCAAUAUACGGAUCAACAAUAUGUUGACCAAGCUGCCCAAGCAUUUCCAUCAGCCGCUCCGUCAUCUAUGAUUGCUUACUUUCGGCUACAUCCAGCAUCAGACGUUACUGCCCCAUCUAGGUUAUGGAUGGAUACACUGAAUGGAACCUCUCUUGAGGAGCUACGCCGGCUGGCUGCAUCCAAAUUUCCUGGGGCAAUUACUGGUCGUGUUGAGGGGAUCAUGUUGGGGCCUUCUGACCAAGAUUUGACAAUACCUAUUGACAACGACAGUGAACUGGAUGCCUAUUUGGGAGCUAUUGGUGGUGUCAAGCCAUCAUUUUCUGUUCAGUUAUUUAAUGCAUGGAAGAAUGCCUAGACAUCGUGAGAAGGACUAUUUUCUUGUGGUGUACGGUACGGUAGGGUAGGGUUGGGAUGGAUUGAGGGGGUUGCUGGUAGUUUGCUCAUUAUUUUGGGGAUGGGGCGUUCCGAACUGAUAGUAAAGAAUACUGUCUCUCAUGGAUUGGUUUCAUCUUAUUGAGUAAAAGGCGGCUGGUAGGUUGAUGACCUAAACACGCACUCUUUACUCCACUCUUAAGACUGCGGUUCCCUUCAUAUCCUAUAUAUUCUCAAUCGAACCCAUUUAAUG
Sclerotinia trifoliorum is the source of this 2542-nucleotide messenger RNA. The record is from the annotation of a GenBank genome assembly. NCBI's taxonomy places the organism in Eukaryota, Fungi, Ascomycota, Leotiomycetes, Helotiales, Sclerotiniaceae.